UUCUCUUUCUCUCUCUCUCCCUCUCUCUCUCUCUCUCUCUCAAACAAAACCUAUACCAAUAGCAUCUUCAAUUCAAACUAGUGUAACCAAUUUCAAUAUUUUUCAUGGAAUUGAAAGCAAGUGUAACUAGCAACUCAAACAUCACCACCAUGCUCCAAAGUGAUGAUGAUGAAAUGGAUCUUCGAAGAGGUCCAUGGACUGUUGAUGAAGAUCUUGCUCUCAUCAAUUACAUUGCAACUCAUGGUGAAGGUCGUUGGAAUACCCUUGCACGUUCAGCUGGACUCAAACGAACUGGCAAGAGCUGUAGAUUGAGAUGGUUGAAUUAUCUUCGACCGGAUGUUCGUCGUGGUAACAUCACACUCGAAGAACAACUUUUAAUUCUCGAGCUUCAUAGUCGUUGGGGAAAUCGAUGGUCGAAAAUUGCUCAAUAUUUGCCGGGAAGAACAGAUAAUGAGAUAAAAAAUUAUUGGAGAACUCGAGUUCAAAAGCAUGCCAAACAACUUAAAUGUGACGUCAAUAGCAAACAAUUCAAAGACGCCAUGCGCUACCUUUGGAUGCCAAGACUAGUGGAGCGGAUCCAAGCGGCCGCGUCCACUUCCAGCGCCCCAGCCUCCGUCUUUAACAACGUUUCUCCAAAUAUUACAACAGCAGCUCCGAACAAUAUGACGUAUAAUCUUAACGACAAUUUUAAAGUUCAUAGUUCGAACGCAAACAUGAUGUUAGCUCCAACGACCAUGAACACCAACAAUUUAUGUAGUCCGCAUGUAACACAAAGUUUUACACCGGAAAAUAGUAGCAACGGCGCGACGGCCGCAUCAUCGGAUUCAUUCGGGACACAAGUUUCGCCGAUCUCGGAUUUGACUCAAGACUACUACAAUGUCCCUAUUGGUGGUAACAACAAUAUUAACCCUAAUUCUGAUUAUUACCAACAAUCUCAUCAAUUUGGAUUUUCAGAUUGCAUCACUAGUCCAUCAGGUUUGUUCCCUCAAAUGGAUUUCAAUAAUUCCAUGGAACCAAACACACCUUGGAUUCAAGGGGACACAUCCGACAAUUUCUGGAAUGUUGAAAACAUGUUGCUCUUUCAACAACUCAAUGACAACAUGUAAAAAAAAGAAAAGAAAAAAAAAAAGAGUGUUAUCAAUUAUUAUGAAAUAUAUUUUACAGAUCAUGAUAAAGUAAUAGAAGUAGAAAAACGAGCAAAUAGAAUAAAUUCAUAUGUAGGACACACAUGUAGAUUUAAAAUUAAGGAAUAUAAGAACAAAGAAGAAAAAUGUAAAUUAAUUACGUAUUUUUUUCCUUUUUGUUCUUUAAUUUUCCUUAUUUUAAUUAGAGGAGUGUGGAAAAUAUUUGUACUUUAAGCUUUCUUUAUGUAAGAUUUCAUUCUUUAAAAUUAUUAAACCAUAUUCUAUUAUAUUU
Vicia villosa (hairy vetch) is the source of this 1416-nucleotide messenger RNA. Its product is annotated as MYB-like transcription factor EOBI. Gene Ontology annotation, molecular function: DNA-binding transcription factor activity; sequence-specific DNA binding. Bases 105 to 1106 code for a protein of 333 amino acids. Gene Ontology annotation, biological process: regulation of DNA-templated transcription. The transcript has 3 exons. NCBI's taxonomy places the organism in Eukaryota, Viridiplantae, Streptophyta, Magnoliopsida, Fabales, Fabaceae. The record is from RefSeq and is a predicted model, not a curated record. Gene Ontology annotation, cellular component: nucleus.